AUGAGGGAGGGAAGACUUCACUCGCGAAGACUUCACCCACUAUUUCUGCUUGCACUCUUGACCUCCCAUGACACUUCCUACUGUCUCUCUCCCUCACAUCACAUUCACAGACUCGGAGAAAAGUGGGUAUUAGCUGCAUGAUCAUCAUGAAUAGGAGAAUUGUCCAGGAAAUUUUGCCCGUAAUUGUGAUAGGAUUUCUUAAUGACUGGCUACUCCGUGUAUUCAUUUUAAUCAGCCUCUUCUCACAAAUAGAGCUCCUCCUCCUGGGCAACAGGAGAAAAUAUACACCAGGAAACUGGCUUAGAUCCAUCAUUUGGCAAGCUUACGCAACCAAAGAUGCGAUAAUUGAUAUUUCUAUUGGCGUACUCUUCAAGUGCCAAGGAACUAGUGAAGAUAACUCAUCACAACAAAACGACAUGAUAAAGGCAUUUCUGCUACUGCACCUUGGAGGCCCGGACACCAUCACAGCCUAUUCUUUGGAAGACAAUGAAUUAUGGAGAAGACAAUUGAUUCAGCUAUUCCUGAAGUCUCUGUGUGCAUCGAGCAUCCUUUUUAGGUCCUGGAAGGGCACACCACUCAAUAUUCUAACCAUGCUAAUGUUUGUGCCAGGACUGAUCAAGUAUGGGGAGAAAACUUGGUUUCUAAGGUCUGGAAGCAACGAUCAUCUUAGAGAUUCCAUAAUCCGUCAUCGAGACCCAGGGCUCACUGACUCAACGCCCCUGUCCACCUCGAGCGGGAGCCCCUCGAGCGGGAGCCCCUCGAGCGGGAGCCCCUCCACCGGGUGCCCCUCGACCGGGUGCCCCUCGACCGGGUGUCCCUUGACCGGGUGCCCCUGGUCCCCCCCGACUGGUUGCCCCCGAUACCCCAGGGUCCCCCUCGAUAGGGGGCCCAGCUGUGCGUGUGCCACAUUCAUGGCAGGGUGUAAUGGGCUUUGUUGUGCUGCAUUCAUGGCAGAGUAUGAUGGGGUCAGUUAUGCCGCAUUCAGGGCAGAGUGUGAUUGCAAGAAAGCUGAGACAUAUUUUGUUUCAUGCCAACCCGAAAGUGAAACUUCUGAGGUGGUGAAUACACCUUCGCCAGACCCCAGAAACAAAAGUAUCCCAGUUGCAGCCCCUUUGCAAAAGGCUAUUGAAUUCUUCCCCAAGUUCAAGCGUUUAUUUACAGAUGUCGUCCUUGAGCCGACAGAUCUUGAACAAAGCAAGUCCUUCUUCAAGAAUAUACCUUGGACAGAAGCUUUCGAAGUGAUUGAGAUUGAGCUUGGAUUCAUGUAUGAUGUCUUCUAUACCAAGCGAAUGGUGGCUUAUGAUGAAUGGGGUUUGGUACGCCGUUUCAUCUGUCUAUUUUCAGAAAUCUCAACAUUCAUGGUCUUCUUGACAAUUGACAAGCACGAGUACUCAAAUAUUGACGUGAUUAUAACAUGGUUGUUGCUGGUUGGAGCAAUUGUUCAGGAGAUCUAUUCUAUUAUUCUACUGUGUUCCUCUGACUGGACCAUGAGUUGGUUGAGCAAACAAGACAAAACACGAGUGACGCCUCUCAUUUGUGAUGCCAUAUCUAGUAGCCGACUACCUUUUCUAUUCCCUGCAAACAAGAGAUGGUCUGAUUCCAUGGCACAGUACAGUCUGAUAAGUUACAGCCUCAAAAAAUAUCCUAUCAAGUUCUUUUGCAUUUCUCAGAUGUUGGAGGAGCUCAGUGAGGUCUGGAAUUUCUUCUGCAUUUGUCCGAAGUUGGAGUGUUCUUCUAAGAAUUCAAAUGUUGUCCCCAAAUAUUUGAAAAUUUUGAUCUUUGAACAGCUUAUGGAGAAAUCCACAAUUGCCUACAUUGAGGCACCCAAGCAAUUAUGUGCUCGCAGAGGAGAUUGGACACUUGAAAAGAUGAACUGUUCCUCUAGAUUAGGUUGGAGCACUGGGGGAGAUUUCGACAAGAGCAUUCUCCUCUGGCACCUAGCAACUGAUCUCUGCUACCAUACUGAUCUAAACAAAAAAUCAAGCCCUGCCGAGAACUCAAACCGUAAAGCAAGCAAGCUGCUAUCAGAUUAUAUGGUGUAUCUUCUGGUCAAGCACCCCGUUAUGUUGCCUGAUGGAAUUGGACAAAUCCGAUUUCAAGACAGCUGUUCUGAGGCCACAGAGAUUUUUCAGUGUGUAAAAGAUAGAAUCCAAGCUUGUAAAAGGUUAUUUCUUCAACCACCAUUGAAAGUGAAAGGAGAUAGAAGCAAGUCAGUGUUAUCCGAUGCCUGUAGGCUGGCCAAGUCUUUGCAAUCCCUGGAGACAGAAGAGGAAUGGAAUUGUGAAAAGAAAUGGGAGUUGAUGAGUCAUGUGUGGGUAGAGAUGCUAUGUUAUGCUGCAUUUCACUGUCCACGGAAUGAACAUGCCAAGGAGCUAACGCAAGGUGGAGAGCUGCUCACUCAUGUCUGGCUUCUCAUGGCUCAUUUUGGUAUUACUGAACAUGUAUACCAGGAUUAGGCUGGUUGUGAAUUAGGAAUGCUGAUGACAAAGAGGUUGGGUCGAUUUUCUCCAUUUCCAUGGAGAUU
Molecule: messenger RNA, 2524 nt
Organism: Vitis riparia (riverbank grape)
Lineage: Eukaryota; Viridiplantae; Streptophyta; Magnoliopsida; Vitales; Vitaceae
Exons: 2
Coding region: 138-2456 (772 amino acids)
Source: RefSeq, a predicted model, not a curated record